Messenger RNA from Leptidea sinapis, 886 nucleotides. It is a transcript of the gene vih, whose product is annotated as ubiquitin-conjugating enzyme E2 C. Lineage: Eukaryota; Metazoa; Arthropoda; Insecta; Lepidoptera; Pieridae. The transcript has 2 exons. Bases 123 to 653 code for a protein of 176 amino acids. The record is from RefSeq and is a predicted model, not a curated record.
AAUCAGUUGAUCUGUCAAAGGAUCGAGCUAACCAAUAAAAUCGGAGCUUUUUUAAAUUAACAGGAAGCUGCCUUGUUGUAACAGACUGUUAGUGAAAAUAAUUUUCAAAAUAGUCUAAUAUUAUGGCCCAGAACAUAAAUCCACAUUAUGCGUCGUCCUCAAAUCCCGCCAAACAAAACGAAGAUACGAUCAAAUUGAAGGACAAUCAUGCUGUGAGUAAACGAUUGCAAAAAGAACUGAUGGAGCUGAUGCGAUGCGCAGACAAGGGUAUAUCAGCUUUUCCCGAGAGUGACAACUUAUUUAAGUGGAUAGGAACUAUCAACGGACCUGAAGACACGGUGUACGCGGGUCACAAGUACAAAUUAUCACUAGAGUUUCCUAAUUCAUAUCCAUAUGCUCCGCCUGUAGUCAAAUUCCUCACCCCUUGUUUUCAUCCCAAUGUAGAUACAUGCGGGUUAAUAUGUCUAGAUAUAUUGAAGGAUAAGUGGACAGCACUAUAUGAUGUCCGCACUGUCCUACUGUCAAUACAGAGUCUGCUUGCAGAACCUAACACCCAGAGUCCUCUGAAUCAGCAAGCCUCCUUCCUCUGGUCAAACCAACCAGCAUAUAAGAAGUAUUUAGAUGAAUUUUAUAGUAAACAUAAGGAUUUAUAGUUUUAUUAAUGUUGUUUUUAAUGUUUUUGAGUUGUUCUGUUCUAUGUAAGAUGUGUGUAUGAUGAACGGACAUUUCUACUGAGUGAUAUGAUAUUAUUAUCUGUACAAUUAUUAGUUAAAUUAUUUUCUAAAUUCAUUAUAAUUUAUUGCAUCAUCUGGAUCCUAAUAUUGAUUUAAACAUUUUGACUGUAUAUUGAGAUCACCAAUAAAUAUAAUUCUUUAGUGCAAUUUCA